AUGACCAAAAGGGGAGGGCACUGUGCCACAAAGGGCCCGUGUGGCUCAUGCUGGGCGUUUAGUGCCGUCGGUGCUCUGGAGGGUCAGAUGAAGAGGAGAACAGGUUCACUGGUCCCCUUGAGUCCGCUGAACCUGCUGGACUGCAGUGUGAGUCUGGGGAACCGCGGCUGCAGAGGCGGAUAUCUGAGCCGAGCCUUUCUCUACAUCAUCCAGAACAACGGCAUCGACUCCAACACCUUAUACCCGUAUGAACACAAGCUACUGCAGAACGGUGCCUGUCGAUACUCUGUGACGGGAAGAGCCGGAUAUUGCUCAGGUUUCCGGAUUCUUCCGCGUCACAAUGAGGCAGCGCUGCAGUAUGCCCUUGCUAACAUUGGACCUGUGUCCGUUGGUGUCAAUGCCAAACUUGCUUCCUUCCACAGGUACAGAGGCGGUGAGACAUAUAUAAUACAUCACACACACCUGUCUAUCUGCUUUCAGUCCCCCCAAAUGAUACAUACGUGUGUUCAGGAAUCUACAGCAAUCUGAAGUGCUGCUCUGGACUGAUCAAUCAUGCGGUUCUAGUUGUGGGUUACGGCUCAGAAAAUGGACAAGAUUACUGGCUGGUGAAAAACAGGUUGAUUUUCACUUGAUAAAAAAAAUACUAUGUGACAGUUAUGACUUUAGAACAGGCAUUUUGUCAGGUUUUAAAAGGUUAUUUUAAUAUUAUAAUUAUUUUACCAUUAUUACGAAUCAU
Messenger RNA from Sinocyclocheilus anshuiensis, 736 nucleotides. Its product is annotated as cathepsin K-like. Gene Ontology annotation, biological process: proteolysis. Gene Ontology annotation, molecular function: cysteine-type peptidase activity. NCBI's taxonomy places the organism in Eukaryota, Metazoa, Chordata, Actinopteri, Cypriniformes, Cyprinidae. The record is from RefSeq and is a predicted model, not a curated record. The coding region runs from base 1 to 528 and encodes 175 amino acids. The transcript has 3 exons.